CCACCUUGCUCUUCGUCCUCCUCCUCCUCGAGCCCGCCGCGAGCGUCGAGACAACGACGCCGUUGUCCCUCCCCUCCACCCCACCACGCAAUCGACAUCACCAAACCCCUGGUCAGCGAAAACCAGGGCGACACCUACCUGCCUUCCCACUGUCGCCGCCACGCCAUCGCCCGCCGCCAUGGCGAUCUCCUGGGACUCCAUCCGCUCCCUCCUCCUCUUCUUCGGCCCCGUCCUCCUCCCCAAGGCCAUCUCCUGGUACCGCUCCGUCCGCGACGCCUCCCGCGACGCCAACCUCCCGCUGUGUCCCGCCCCCCCGCACGCUCGCCGCGCCAUCGGCCUCCUCGCCGGCCUCGCCGCCGUCUUCCUCGUCAGGGCCCUCCUCCCCGUCUUCGCCCCCGAGAACCUCUUCGCCGCGACGCAGAGCCGCCUCCAGAUCCCCGUCGACGUGCUCUUUGCCCGCGUCGCGGCUGCCCUCCGCCACCGUGGCAGCAGCAGCAGCAGCAGCGGCGGCGGCGGCGGCGGCGGCGGCACCAUGUCGUUGCUGUCGCCCUCGGACGAGGCCCUCAGGGCCCGCUUCGUCAACCUCGAGAGCCGCCUGCUGUACCUGCAGUUCGGCCCGGACGUCCUCGCCGACUGCCCGUUCUGCACCGCCGACGAGCCCCGGACCUACUUCUAUUACGCGCUCCCCGCCCUGCUCGCCCCGCACCUCGCCAACCUCGUCGCCCUCGCCGUUGUCACCAGCCCCUCGCUGACCGGCAAGCCGGGCGCGCAGUGGCGCCGCCUCGCCGUCGUCACCGCGUCCGUCGUCGCCGCCCUCGACGUUUACCUCGUCAGCUCCUACAACUACCAGGCCAACGCCCGCGCCCUGCGCCUCUCCGACGUCGACUUCUUCUUCUGGCGCGCCCGCGCCGGCCGCCUCGUCGCCCUCGCCGCCCUCGACGCCCUGCUCGCUGCCCUGCUCUACCUCUCCGCCACGAACCGCGCCUUCGCGCAGCUGCCCUCGCCCGCCGAGCGCGUUGACGCCGCCGCCCGCGCCGUCGCCGCUGCCAAGAGCAGGAUGAGCGCCGUCGGCAUCAUCAAGAACACGGCCCUGCGCGACGAGGACCUGCGCGCCCGGUCCCACGCCUACUGGACCCACGAGGUGCGCCUCAUGCGCGACGUCAUGGAGGAGCGAGACGUCAUUGAGGGCGUCAACGACGCGCUCGCAAACAGAAUCGACAUUCAGGCCAUCUCCAGGGACGCCGACAUGUACGCCCACAGCGUGCUGGAGCAGCUGCGGCAGGAUUCCGCAGACGGUACCAUCUAAUUACGGCUUCUUUGUAAAAAUUGAAACCAAGGACAAAGGCGCACAUAGACAUAGACUACUGGAAUUUAAAGCAUCCUUUGAGCGAG
Molecule: messenger RNA, 1392 nt
Organism: Purpureocillium takamizusanense
Lineage: Eukaryota; Fungi; Ascomycota; Sordariomycetes; Hypocreales; Ophiocordycipitaceae
Exons: 2
Coding region: 179-1306 (375 amino acids)
Source: RefSeq, a predicted model, not a curated record